UUCUCAUUUGUGUUGGGAGAUUCAAAAUUAAUCUAUGUACGUAAAAAAAAUUUAAAAAAUUAUCUUAUAUUUAUAUAUAGAAUUCUUAAAUGGAUUCGAAUGAACAUCCUGACAACACCUAAAUUCACCGAAAAUGAACAACCUAUGGUCCACGAUUGUAGAGAACAUGACAAAUCCCACAAAUACCCCUCACAUGCAUCAUCUUAUCUCUCAAUAAAUUUUUAUCUCUCAAAAAUUUAAUUUCCAUAUCCACACUACAUUCAAAGCACCUCCCCAAUGUGUGCUUGUUUGCACCAAUACAUCUCUCACAUUUAUUUAUAGCUCCAUCUUAUAUACUGACCUUUUCAAUGAACACACACACACAUAUAUACAACAACAAAACCAAAAUUGUUAGAAAAUGGUGAAUUACAAGGGGGGGAAAUUGUUGAAGCACCAAAGGAACAGAGUUAGCUUUUCAGCUAAAUUGCCUGAAGAUGUUCGCGGGGCGUUCGCGGAUAGUACAUGUGUUGUGAAGUACUCAAUGGAUCCAUUGACAGAUAUAAAAGAAUCUAUAAAAGAGAUGGUGAAAAAUGUUGGCAUUAAAGAUUGGAAAGAGAUGGAGGAAUUGGUGUACUGUUACAUUGUUCUUAACUCUGAAGAGGUGCAUUGUUUUAUAAAAGAGGCUUUUCUUAGUUUAUGCUCUUAGCUUCCUUCUUAUAUAGGUUUUAUUAUAUGCUAUUCAUUUUUAGCAUUUUUUUAUGUUUGUUUAUUUUAUAGACAAUGUGAACGGAUGUUUACACGAUUAAUGCAAUUUAAAGUGUUGUGAGAGGUUAUUAUAUAUGUACACCUCGUUUUAGUAGUUUUAUGAUAUUUUGUUUAAUUCCGAAAAUUUAUGUUCCCGUUAUUCCGAAAAUACCACUAUCUUGAAGAACAAGACACAGUAUAACAUAACUUGAGGAAGAAACUUCAUUUUGUUGCUAUUUGCUCUUACUCUAAUUAUCUAAAAUUUUACUAACCCGUUCUCCAAUCGAAUUUCAAUAUGAAUAUCGGAAGAUCAAGCUCUGUGAACAAGCUUUGGCUGCUAAAUCAUCACAUUCAUUCACGAACAAUAUCCACAACAACUUCUUCUCUAGUUACGAAGCAAACCUCCAAGCAGCUGCCGUCACGUCACCUAUCUCCUUCCUUUACUUCCACUACCGUCCGCCAUUUUUUCUUCCGUUCUCGAGAUCCAUAUGCCAAGUAACUAAUUGUUGUUUUUUUUUCAAAAUUUCGUAUAUGUGUGAUUUUUGAUUUUUUGUGUUGUGAUGAAGGUAUCACGUUCGGGUGCCGUUGAAUUUGGGAAUUCGUAUAGUGCCUGAGAAAAAGGCGCAUGUAGUUGAACGAUUUGGGAAAUAUGUGAAGACAUUGACUCCGGGAAUUCACUUUUUGAUCCCUUUUGUUGAUCGAAUUGCGUAUGCGCAUUCUCUCAAGGAAGAGACUGUUCCGAUACCUAACCAGACUGCGAUUACUAGAGACAAUGUUAGCAUUUCGAUUGAUGGUGUUCUUUAAUAUCAAGACUGUAUCCAAAAUUGGCGUCAUAUGGAGUUGAGAAUCCAUUGUAUGCGGUAAUUCAACUAGCACAGACAACUAUGCGUAGUGAGCUUGGUAAGAUCUCACUUGAUAAAACCUUUGAGGAAAGGGACACUUUGAACGACAAAAUAGUGCUGGCCAUUAAUGAUGCUGCAAAAGACUGGGGACUGAAAUGUCUUCGUUAUGAAAUAAGGGAUAUAACUCCACCUCGUGGGGUUAGAUCAGCUAUGGAGAUGCAAGCUGAAGCGGAACGUAAAAAAAGAGCUCAAAUUUUUGAGUCAGAAGGGGAGAGACAGGCAAAUAUAAACAUUGCCGAUGGAAGGAAGAGUUCAGUGAUCCUUGACUCAGAAGCUGCAAAGAUGGACCUGGUCAACAGAGCACAAGGUGAAGCUGAAGCCAUUCUCUCUAAAGCACAAGCUACGGCAAAAGGAAUUGCGUUGGUGUCACAAACCCUUAAAGAGCAUGGAGAUGCAGAGGCAGCAAGCUUGAGGAUUGCAGAGCAGUAUAUCCAAGCCUUCAGUAGCAUCGCAAAGGAGGGCACAACAUUGUUACUUCCUACAAAUGUCUCUGAUCCUGCCAGCAUGGUUGCUCAAGCUCUUCACAUUUACAAAAACUUAACGAGCAAGAAUGUUGGCAUUGAGCAAACUAAGUUGAAAGUGAGUGAUUCAUUUGAAGUAAUCAACAAUGACAGCUUUAUUACUGAUAAAUCGACUAAUGAAGAUGACGAGACUGAUGGAGAUGACAAGAAGGAUCACUAAGCGCUUUGUCUGACUCAUCUAUAAAGUAGCUUCACUUUUUAAUUAGCCAUUAUGGAUUAUCUAGGUUUAUAUUCAUUGACAGUCUAAGUAGAUCUGGUCAAUGAUAGGAUUCCUAUUCUUUAUUAUGGACUUGCUUCCACCAUUUGUUCGGACUAUUGUGUUACUAAGAAUGGAUAUAAAAUUACAUGAUUUUGAGAA
Molecule: messenger RNA, 2504 nt
Organism: Solanum lycopersicum (tomato)
Lineage: Eukaryota; Viridiplantae; Streptophyta; Magnoliopsida; Solanales; Solanaceae
Biological process (GO): mitochondrion organization
Cellular component (GO): membrane; mitochondrion
Source: RefSeq, a predicted model, not a curated record